Dicentrarchus labrax (European seabass) is the source of this 1568-nucleotide messenger RNA. It is a transcript of the gene rrm2b, whose product is annotated as ribonucleotide reductase M2 b. The record is from RefSeq and is a predicted model, not a curated record. Gene Ontology annotation, molecular function: ribonucleoside-diphosphate reductase activity, thioredoxin disulfide as acceptor. Gene Ontology annotation, biological process: deoxyribonucleotide biosynthetic process. Bases 101 to 1195 code for a protein of 364 amino acids. Gene Ontology annotation, cellular component: cytosol. The transcript is spliced from 9 exons. Lineage: Eukaryota; Metazoa; Chordata; Actinopteri; Moronidae.
ACACUCCUCUGUGUGUCAGUUUAAAUGGUUUAACCAACAAAGCUACAGCUGCAUCCACGCAAGGUUAUGUGAUACGGAGGAGUAGCUAGAGUCAAACUAAAUGACACCGACAGUGAAAAGGACGUCUUCUCGGGAAAUGGAUCUAAUAAACCGGCAAUCUGAUCAAAUUAAAGAAUCGAGUGGCCAUAAAGAUAAAGACCCAGACUGCCAAAAUGGUUCAGAGACAGAGGAUGAACCUUUGCUCCGAGAAAACCUCAGACGGUUCGUCGUCUUCCCCAUCCAGUACCCCGACAUCUGGAAGAUGUACAAGCAGGCACAGGCGUCUUUCUGGACGGUGGAGGAGGUUGAUCUAUCCAAAGAUUUGGCACACUGGGACCGUUUGAAGCCUGAAGAAAAACACUUCAUCUCCCAUGUCCUGGCCUUCUUUGCUGCAAGUGAUGGUAUCGUCAACGAGAACCUGGUGCAGAGGUUCUGCCAGGAAGUGCAGGUCCCUGAAGCACGCUCCUUCUACAGCUUCCAGAUCCUUAUAGAGACUGUUCAUUCAGAGAUGUACAGCAUGCUCAUCAACACUUACAUCAGGGACCUGAAGGAGAGAGACUUCUUAUUUAACGCCAUUCAGACCAUGCCUUGUGUGAGACGAAAAGCAGACUGGGCACUCAAGUGGAUAAAUGACAGCAAAUCCACAUUUGGGGAGCGAAUUGUGGCUUUUGCAGCAGUGGAGGGAAUCUUCUUCUCCGGCUCAUUCGCUGCCAUUUAUUGGCUCAAGAAGAGAGGACUAAUGCCUGGCCUUACCUACUCCAACGAGCUGAUUAGCAGGGAUGAGGGCCUGCACUGUAACUUUGCCUGCCUGCUGUAUAGCUACCUGGUGAAAAAGCCAUCAGAGGACCGAGUGAAGGACAUCAUCACCAAAGCUGUUAGCAUUGAGCAGGAGUUUUUGACAGAGGCGUUGCCAGUGGAUCUCAUUGGCAUCAACUGUUGUCUGAUGAAGCAGUACAUUGAGUUUGUGGCCGACCGGCUUCUCUCUGACCUCGGACAGGCCAAGGCAUACCAGGCCGAAAAUCCAUUUGACUUCAUGGAGUCCAUCUCACUAGAGGGGAAAACCAACUUCUUCGAGAAACGAGUAGCGGAGUAUCAGCGAUUUGGAGUUAUGCCAAGCAUGAUGGACUCUGAAUUCACUCUAGAUGCAGACUUCUGAAACUGAAAUGACACUGUUACAUUUUAUCCAUGUAUUUAUUUUUUUAGCAGUUAUUGACCAAAAAUGGUCAAGGCUGUACAAGGUGUUACACCAAGAGUUAAUUAGUCAAUAUAGUUUGCUAAGUGGAAUAAGGUGAACAUAUGGACUACAAACUCUGCUCAUUAUUGACCUCAACAUGUUACAAAACAGGCGUAUGAGUUGUGGUUGAAGAUAAAUAAUGAGUGGUGUGAUAGGAGAGAUUAUUCUGUACUUCUUUUGGAGACUGUUAAUUACCUGGGAUAUAUUUUAUUGGGUCUGCAGUUUUGGCUGCUGGUUUCUAUGGUUCGUUUUUAACAUCGUAUGUAAUAAACAAUAAAAAUGUUUUGUAAAAUUA